AUGAUCGUGAUUUUAAAACUAUUUCUGAUUUUAAUGUGAGAUUUUUGAAUAUUCUUAGCAUUGAAUUGACAGCCUAAGAUUGUCUUGAUAAUUUUUAAAAAUUAGAUGACGAAGUCGAGUAUACAGAUUAUUAUAUCGAUACAACUGAUUAUUAACCGUUGGAAAGUUAUUCUUAUUCCUUUUGGAUAAAAUAUACUAAUCUAGAUCCAUAAUAUAAAAUUAAUGUACCCGAUGAAGGCUACAGUUGGUGUGGUGGAUAUGAAUUCAUUAUCUGGUCAUAAACUUUAGAUUAUGAUAUGUUUAAGAUUUCAGUAUUGAUGUUAAGAUUCUCGAGAGAGAAAAGUGAGUUCAGAUUUUUGUAUAGUGAUGUUGGUGAAGAUGAUCCUUUAGAAGUUAUAUUUUAAUAGGAUUCAUAAAGACUUGAUAAUCAAUGGAUAUAUUUUAGGAUAUCGUAUUAUCCUUAUGAUUAUAAGGUAGUUAUAUAGAAAGAUUCUGAUAUUAAUAUUUUGAAUGUUUAAACAAUAUAUUCUGGAUAUAUUUAAAGUACGUUGGGAUACGACAAUUUUGUAUUUAUGAUUUAUUGAUAGUUAGAUUGUAAUAGCUAAUACAUUUUUUGUAGUAGAAAUGUUUCCAGGAUACCUAACAAACUAAAUAUAUAAUGAGAAAUAAAUAACACAAAAUGACUAUUUUUACCCAGAUUAUAUAAAUUGCAAACUUGAAGAAGAUAGUUAAGAAGUAACUAAAAUAUUUGUUGAUGGAUUAUAACACUUUAAUUCUGGACUGGUAAUUGUAGACAAACUUUUGAUGAUAGGUGAGAAAUAUAUAAUAUAGGGUUGGGUAAAAUUAAACUUGGAUUUUGUAACAAUUACAGAUCCGCUAUCUUAAUUGUUGAUGAGAAUUACUAUAAAUUCUUAUUAUAUGGAUGCUACAUAUUAGGGUGAUAGAACAUUUUAUUAUCGAUAUAAUAUUUACAAAUAGAAUGUUUAAAAUUCAAAUAUCUAUGUUGAAACAUCUCAUUAUAAGAUUCCUUACUAAUGUUAUUAGUAUAAUAGAAUAUUUGGAGAGAUUGAAGAUUUCGAAAAAUGGUAAUACGAAGAAGAGCAAUUAUUUAAUUUAAUUCAAGAAUGGCAUUUCUUUAUUUUUGAACAUGGUCGAGGAGAAAGUUUAGAAGAAAGUUCUUGCAUUUAUUUAUAUUUUACAAAUAGAAAUGAACCAAUAAAACAUUGUUUUGGAAGUGAGAAUCAGAAACACUAAUAUUCAAAUGGAUACUAUUAUAUUUAUAUAGGAGAAGAUGACUAUAUAAAUAAGAAAUUAAUAGGAUCAAUAUCAGAUUUAACAAUUAAAUAUAAUUAUAAUGAUUUGUAAGAAAUUAAGAUCAGUAUAAAUUAAACUUAUUUUAGAUUGUCAUUUUUCAUGUUCAACAUGUAAUGGUCCAACAGCAAAUAAUUGUCUAUUAUGUGAUUAGGAACUUAAUCGAAUUUAUGAUAUUAUUAAUAGAUCUUGUGUCUGUUUAAAAAACUAUAUGUAGGUUGAUAAAAAUAAAAAAUGUCAAUCAAUUUAAGAAAUUUUUCCAUUCUCUCAAGAAUCAUAGAUUUCUACAAUUUAUGAGGAAUAAUGUGAAUUUGGAUAUUUUAAAAUUCCUAAAGACAAUGCUUUUACUUGUAAAAAAUGGUAUAAAAUAUUUUAUUAAUUUAGUCCAUUUGAAAUUAUAAAUAACAUCUAUUGUUUAGAUUGUUAUGAAUAUUCUAAUACUUGGUAUUCAAACACAAUUUGUACUAGUGAUUUUAUUUAGUAAGAUAGAUCUUAAGAUUAAGGAUAUAUUAUGAAUUAAAGAAGUGAAACUGAAUAUGAAGUAUUUUUACUUGAUGUUGAAGAUAACCUGAUAUAUUUUGAAUAAUAUAAAUAUAUUUGUAAUGAUUCUGAUAUUAGAUAAGGAAUUAGAAAUUGUGUUUAACUUAAAUAGAAAAAUUUAAAGUAAGAUACUUUUGUAGAAUGUUCUUCUAAUUAUUAUUAUUAAGAUGGAGAUUGCAUUCGUUGCUAAUCUAAUUGUUUAAAAUGUACUUAGAAUGCUUCAUGUUAUUCUUGUAUUCCUAAAAAUUAUAUUAAGAAUGGAAAAUGCUUUAAUUGUCCUGCAAAUUGCAAUUAAUGUUAUUAUGAUGAAUUGUUGGAAGUUGAAUUAUGUUAAUUUUGUGAUUCGUAUUGUUAUUUUAUUAUUCUAGAUCCUUUGCUUUAAUUAGAGGAACUUGUUAAAAAUGUGGAAAUUAUUGUUAAACAUGUAUAGAAGAUUUUGAUUCAGAGAGCUAAUUAUAUUUUAAUCGAUGUAUAUAAUGUAUAGAUUCUUCUAAAUAUUACAUUUCUAUUAGAGGUAAACAUUGUUUAGAAAAUUUAAUUGAGAAUUGUUUAUAUGCAUUUGAAUAUAUAGAAACAGAUGAUAUCAAAAUUAAUACUUUAGAUUAUAAGUUUUAAAUUAAUUCUUAACUUACACCUACAGUUAGUUGUGCUAGAUGUAUAGAUAAUUUUGGAGUUGAUCAAAAUAAUUUUUGUUCAAGCUUACAAAAUUUAGAUUUUGUUAAUUGUAUAUUUUCAGCUUAUCUUAUUACAAACUAAAGUCAUAUUUGUAUUCUAGGAGCUGAAAGUAGAUAAACUAAUUAAUGUGCUUAGACAACUCUUUCUUGUUAAACAUGUUUAUAUUAAAAAUCUAUUGAUAAGAAUUUCUGUAUUGAUUGCUUAAAAGGAUAUUAUGCUGAUAGAUUAACUGGACUUUGUUUUUAAUGUCCUAAAUCAUUAUUUUGUAAUACUUGCACCUAAUAAAUGAAAGAAACUCAAAAUUAUUGGUAAACAAAUAUUAUGAAUUUUUAUGAAACUAUUAUUAAUAAAGAUGGAUUACAUUCAUUUCAAGAAAAUGCUUAAAGCUAAUCAAAUUAAGAUUAUGAAGUAAUUUGUACUUCUUGUAUUAACUAAUAUAUUUUAAUAAAUAAUUUAUGCAUUAAAUCAUGUCCAGAAGAUUGUGCUUAAUGUAUUCUUAAAGAUAAUUAAUUUAUAUGUCUUAAAUGCAUAUAUGAAAGUUAAGGUCGUAUGUUAACUAUAUAUAAUAAUUAGUGUUUAAAAUGCCCACAAAAUUGUAAGGUUUGUAGAAAUAGAUCCUAAAUUGAAAUUACUUCACUUAAUCCUUUCUUUUAAAAUUAAAAUUAUAUCAUGUACUCAAGAUAAUGUUUGAUACCUUCUAAUCAUCAACUACAAUAUAAUAAAGAAUAUGGUAUUUUUCUAAACUGCAAUAUAAAUGGUCCAUGUGAAAAUCAUAUGUUAUUUUAAAUCAAUUUAUAUUGCGAUUUUGAUGAAUAUUAAAAUGUUUUAAUACAAAAUUAAAACAAUUUAUAAUUCUUGUAAGGAAAUGCUUAUAUAGAAGAUUUACUAAAAAAUAACUUUUCUCUUUUGUCUAAUGAUUUGCUUUAUUAACAUGCAAAUGAAGCAUAAAUUUCAACUCUUAUAAUUUAAAUUAACAGUAAGAAAUCUUAAAAUUGUUUUCUAGAUCAACAAUUUAUUAUUUCCCAAAAUUUUUAAUAACACAUUUUUACUUUAAAGUAUUUAUUUUUAAUAUUUUAGAACUGUUAAAAUUGAAAUAAUUGGACAAUCUCUUUUAACAAUUUAACUUUCUCAAAAUCUAAAAUUUGAAAACUUUUAAAAUGUUUUACUUUAGAAUAUUAAAUUUGUUAUUGCACCUAAUGUUGAUUAACUAGUUUAAAUUGUGAUCUAAUCAUUAAUUAAAUAAAAAGUAGAAUUUUAAAAUUUGACUUUUACCUCAUCUACUAAUAAUUUAGGUUGCUCUAUUUAAAUUUUGAAUGCAUAUUAAAUUAAACUUCAAAAUAUUGUAAUAAUAGACUACAAACAUCGAGUAUCUUAAGGAUUUUUAAAUAUUCAUUCUUCUGAUAGAAGUGGUUUCAUAUAAAUUAUAGAUUUUCAAUUAAUUAAUGCAGACAUUCAAGAUUCUUCAUUUAUUUAAUUUUAGACUUCAAAAAAUUAUUUAAUUGAAAUUUAAAAUAUUUUUAUCCAAUCAAUAUUAUAUGGAUCCUAAUUUAUUGUUUGUAUUUCAGAUUUUGAGUGUGGUAAAAUAAAAAUUACUAAUUUUGAAUUUUAAAAUUCACUUAGUCAAAAUUCUUUAUUAUUUUAACUUGAUAAAUUUAUUGAGGCCGAAUUUACACAUUUAUUUGUCAAAGAAAUAGAAUUUUAAAACUCUACCUUGAUGUAAUUUAUUUAAAUAUUUACUCUUUCACAUUUGACAUUAAAGGAUUCAAAAAUAUUCAACAGUAUUUUAAUUAAAAAUAUCUUGCAGGCUAAUUUAGAUAAAUAUAUUUACACAUUUUAAAAUAUUGAAAUUAUAUCAAACUAUUACAAUAAAGAGUCAAAACUUAUUAUUAUAAACAGAUUUACAGCCCAAGAAUCAUUACUUAUAAUUAAAGGAGCCAAAUUUAUAUCAAAUCAUCUUGAUAAAUACCUAAUUAAUGAAAAUUUGAAAUAAAUUAAUCAAUCCUUAAUUAUUUUAUAAUGUGAUAAAAUUAUAUUACAAAAUAUAAUAAUUUGGUAAAGUAACGGUUUGCCAAUUAUCUCAUUUAUUAAUUCAUAGCAUAUUGAAAUUAAUAAUUUAUAUAUUACAACAAGUAAUGAAACAAAAUAGUUAAUCUAAAAUUAAUAAUUAGAUACAUCAUAAUUAGGAUUAAUAUUAUAAUUUUUUGCAGCAUAAUUUUUAGAUAUAAGUGAGAUUGUUGUUCAAUCAGUAAUAUUAAGUAAUUAUCCUCUAAUAAGUUAUGAAUCAAUUACCAACUCAAUAUCUUAAUAAAAUGAAUAGAUUAAAAUAAAAAAAUUGUAAUUUAAUAAUAAUAUCAUAAUAUUUGAUUCAACAAGAAAUAGUGUAUGUCUUUUUGAAAUAAUAUCCAAAUAAAAUAUUACUGCAAUAUUUGAAGAUGCUAUAUUUUAAAAUAAUAUUUUAUUACAUAAAAAUUAAGGUCAAAAACAACGAUCUGCAACUUUACUUUAUUUUGAUUGUUUGGAUUGUAAAUUUUAAUUUUAUUCUAAUAAAUAUAUUUCUAACGUAGUUAUAAAUGCAAGUGUAAGUAUAAUCUAUGUAAAAUCUAAGGAAUUGAUAAUUUUUAAAUCAUUAUUUUCUUCAAAUGGUCGUUAUAAUACUGAUAUAAAUAAGUUAUUAAGAACCUUUUAAAUAACAAUUCAAGAUUAAAUGAUUAAUCAAGAGAGUGCUAAUGGUAUAUUUAAUUGUUAAAACCUAAAAAUUUAUAAUUCAUUAUUUGAGUUUUCAUAUGGUUCUCUUUCAAGUGCAUUUUAUUUUUUAUCAUCCUAAACAGGAAAUUUGGAUGUUAAAAGAACCAUUUUUUAACAUAAUAGUAAUUUAUAUUUUGGAGAUAAAUUAAAAGGAGGUUCAAUUUAUAUUGAGGGUAAUAAUCAUUUAUAUUACAUUAAUCUUGAAGAUAACAUAUUUAAAAAUAUUUCCUCAUAAAAAGGAGGAGCUUUAUAAAUUUAAAAUACUUUAGGGAUAUCAUAAAUAUUCUUAAAAAAUAUAUUAAUUGAAGAUGUGAACUCGUUAUAUGGCACUAUUAUUUUUGCUAUUCUCUCAAAUUAAUUUUAAAGUUAAUCAUCAAUUUAGAUUAUCAAUGUUACAAUCAAUAAUAGUUUUUCCAGUUAUGCAAAAUAUUAAACUUUUGUCUAAGAUUCUUUUUCUAAUAAAGCAAAUGAUAAUAUAUUUUUAUAUAGAUCGAUGAUUUACUCAGAACAUGGAAAAUUGAUUGUUAAUAAUAUGAAUAUUUUGUAGGCUCAUCAAGAAACAAUAAUUAUGGAUUAAUUUAUUAAAGGACUUAUUCUUUAAAAUUUAUAUGUUUAAAAUACAAAUUAUUCCUAUUAUGGAUUAAUUUUUAUUUCUCCAGAUAUUAGUAAUAAAAUUAUUUAUUUAUAAUAGAUGAAAAGACAGAGAUCUUAAUUAAAAAAUUAUCAGUAUCAGGAUCAUUAAAAUCUGAAUACAUCAAUCCUUCUGAUUAUUCUAUAUAAGGUUUAAUUAAUUUAUAAAACUUGAAUGAAUAGCAUUAUUUAAUUAUAGAAGAUAUUCAACUCUAAAAAAUAGACUGUGACAAUUGUUAUUAAGGAUUAUUUAACAUUUAUGGUUCUAUUACUUCUUCACAAUAAAUUAUUAUGAGAAGAAUAAAUUUAAGAAAUAAUUUAUGUGGUCUAAAAGGAUGCAUUAAUGUGUUUUAGUUUGAUUAAAUUUAAAAUAAUCAAUCUACAAAUAGAUUACUUUAGUAAAUUGAUUAGAAUGCAUCCUUUCCUUACUCAAUUUAAAUCUAAAAUUAUUUUUGCAAUGGUAAUUAAGCAAAUAAUGGUGUUUGUUUAAGAAUUAAAGACUUUUCUAUUAUACUUGAAUUUUCUUAAUUAAUAAAUAAUAAAGCAAUUGAAUAAGGAGGGGCAAUUGUAUUUUAAGGUAGAAAGGCUAUAUUUACAAUUUUAAAUAGUAUAAUAGCUAAUAAUGUUGCAAAAGUUGGUGGAGGAAUUUACUAUAUUGAAUCAUUCUCUAAAAAUUAUACUGAAUUAAACUCAUAUAUUUCUAAUAAUAGUGCAACUUAUUUUGGAGAUGACACAACGGAAUUGCCAAAUUAAAUAAAAAUUAAUAUUCAAAAUCAUUUAUACUCAAAUAAACAAACACAUUUUCAAAAUAAAAUUAUUGAUUAAGUAUUAAUUUAAGAAAAUACUACAAUUAAUCAAUCUUUUAUUAAGUUACCAAGUGCAUAGCCUCUUCAUUUAUAUGAAUAAUUUGAUUGGAAGAAUAACAAUUAUAAAAUGAUAAAUUAUACUUUAAGAUUAAUUCCUUUUGAUUAAAAAAAUAAUAGAGUUAAAAAUCUAACAAAUAGUAAAUGUUCUAUAUAAGGCAGAUUAUUUGAUUUUAAUAAAAUACAAGAAAGUGAAAUGAAGUAAUUCAAUACUAAUUUUACAAAUUUCUAUGAAGUUUCUUACAAUACUUAAAUUGAAGAUUAUAAUUUUGAUGGUCUUAUAAUAUAUUUUGAUCCUGAUUUACCUGAUAAUAUUGUAUUAUAAUUUGAAUUUAAAUGUGAUUCAAUAAAAAUACCAAUAAUCAAUGAAAAUUCUCCUAAAAAUACAAUAAUUGAAUAAUCUGAAGAAUAUUAUUUAAGAUUAAAUAUUAAAACAUUAAAUUGUUAGGUUGGAGAAUUAAAAAAUGAAGAAGAUUUAUCUUGUCAUCCAUGUGAUUACACUUAAGAUUAAUAUUCAGUUAACUUUAAUUAAUAAAAAUGCAAAAUUAGAGAUAAUAUUUAAAUGGAAUCAGUUAAAUCUGCAUAACUAAAAUUAAGACCUGUAAUUAAUUUUUAUUAUUUAAUAUUAGAAUUUCUGGAGACCAUAUUUUUAUGCAGAUUUGGUAGAAAAUUGUUAUAAUGAUGAAUUUAAUUGUUUAGGAGGAUGGAAUUAUGGUGAUUCAUCAUGUUCUCAAGGGCAUAUUGGUGCUUUAUGUGAAUAAUGUGAUCUAUAUAAUACUAGAGGAGAAGGAUCUUAUUCAAUUAGUUCAAAAUUUAAAUGUGGUUCAUGUGAUGACACAAAUGCAAAUACAUUUAUCAUCAUUGGUAUAUCUUUAUGGUAAAUAUUAUAUAAUUAUUAUUUUCAUAGGACUCUUAUUUCUAUUUCAAUUUCUGUUAAAAGUACAAUUGAAAUUAUAAAAUAAUUAGCUAGAGCCUCCAAAUUAAAAUCAAUAGGAAUUACAAUUGUUGUUACUAAGAAUAAUGCAGUCAACUUAAUUAAGAUUCUUACUAAUUAUUUAUAAAUUAUAGCAUCUAUUAGCACUUUUUAACUACAAUUACCUUAGAAUAUGGAAUCUGCAAUAAAUUCUUUAGGAAAUCCAAUAGAAACUAUGGCUUAUUCUUUGGAUUGUUUUUUAAAAGAUAUUUUUGAAAACAUCUCUAUUCAUUAUUCAAGAACAAUUUGGUAAUUGAUUAUGCCAAUUAUUUAUAUUCUUUUAUUUUUUUAAUUGUAUGGAGUUGGAGUCAUUAUAAAAUUUGUAGAUUUUAACUUAUGUGUAAUUUCAACAACUUUAAUUUAUAUGUUUAUAUAUCUAUAACCUAAUAUAAUUGCUGGAUAAAUUGGAUUGUUAUCUUAUAGAAAUAUAUCUGGAUACUAAUGGAUAUUAGGAAAUGUAGCAAAUAGAUAUGAUACAGAAAAUCAUAUGAAAUGGUUGAUUUCAUUUAGUUUUCCUGUAUUAUUUACUUUUGGUGUAUUAAUCCCUGGAUUGUUAUUUAAUAGACUUUUUAAAAUAAAAGAUAAUUAAAACAACAUGUAAAAUAGAUUAAUUUUUGGUUAUUUGUAUAAUGAAUACAAAGGUAGUGCAUAUUAUUGGGAAAUAAUAAAGAUUAUUUAAAAAGAGUUAAUUAUUAUUUUCCUCACAUUUUAUCAGGAUUAAAUUCUUGUUAAAGCAGUGUUGGUCUAUGGAAUAAUCUUUAUUUAUAACUAUUUAACUUUGUAGAUUUUUCCAUAUUAAGCAAUGUAACUUAAUGUUUUAGACCAUUAAUCUACUAGAAUUUGUGGUUUUUCAAUUGUUUUAGCAAUUGGAAUUUAUGGAUCAUUAAAAAAUGGAAUUCUUGAAGUUUAGAUUCCAUUUUAUAUAAUUAUGGCUAUUAUAAACUUUUUAUUUUUAGCCAAAUUAAUGCUUAACAUAAUUAAAGCUUAUUUCUAACAAUUUGCAAUUAUAAUCGAUAAAGUGAGGGAUUUGAUUAGAACAAAGAUUCCAUAACUUUAGGAAUAUCCUUUCUUUUAAAAAAUACUAAAAAACUAAUAAUAAACAACUCUCAGAGCUUAAAAAAAUUUUAGAAAAAUCAAAGCUGCUGUGAUGAUAAUUUCAAAAUAAAUUAUUCAAAAUAAAAAAACAAUGACAUCAUAGGAAAGAAAAGGAACUUUUCUUUUGGAGGCAAAUUUUAUGCAUUCUUUAGAUAGAAUGUAAAUGUCAUAAACAUCUAUUAGAAAAAAUAAUCAAAUUUAGGAAAAAUAAAAAUUGAUACAAUGA
Messenger RNA from Paramecium sonneborni, 9058 nucleotides. Lineage: Eukaryota; Ciliophora; Oligohymenophorea; Peniculida; Parameciidae. The record is from the annotation of a GenBank genome assembly.